GAUCUAUCUCUCCAAAUUCAUUUAAAGCAAAAAUUCUUACAACUUCGUCCUUGAUCGCCUGGUUUCGUUUUUCGAUCGUUCAGUUGAAGAAGAUGGGAGGCGUACAAGAUAACAACUGGUUUGAUUUGAUGAUAGAUGAAAUCGGAGUUGCAUUAACCAUAGUUGACAAAUCGAUACAAAAGAGUAUGGAACUGUGGACAGAGUUAACCAAAGACAUACUUGACGAGCAGCCUACCCAAGACACAACCGGACAACCAAAUAAUGGUAAAUCCGGUAAGGAAGACUCGUCUCAAGAUAAACCUGUCGCUGAGAUCAAAGAAGGUCCUAUUCAACACUGGGCUAUGCGCCUUGGUGAGGCGAAACAAAUACUGAGCCAACACUGGGCUAUGUCUGCUUCAAAAAUUCCAGAGAGAUUGAUUCAACAACAGGGGGAUGAUGAUUGUGAUGAUUAUGAUGAUGAUGAUGAUGAUUAUGAUGAUGAAGAAGAAGAAGAAGAAGAAGAAGAGGAGGAGAGUAGAGUUUCAGAUUCUAGUGAAAGCAUGUUGUGGGAGCAUAAUUUGGAGACCUCGGCGACGAGCCAUCCCCCUAAUUGUUACCAUCAUCAUAAAGAAGCGGCUAGUGUUUCGAGUUUCAAGUGGAAAGGUGGUCAUGAGCUUUCAAAGGAUGUUGACACGCCUUCCGAAGAAGAUGGUCAGUCAUGGGAUUCAUCGGGUGAUGAUGAAGGAGAGGAAGACGACGAGAGUCAAGUUUCGGAAUCUUGUGAAAACAUGUGGGAGCUUAAUUUGGGGACCUUGGCGACGAGCCAUAUUCCUAGUUACCAUCAUCGUAGUGAAGAAGAUGACGGUUUGAGUUCGAGGUGGAGAAGUGGUUAUGAGCUGUUGAAGAAUGAUGACAAGUCUUCCGAAGAAGAAGAAGAAUCAUGGGAUAAUGAUGAAGAAGUGAUGGAACGGAAUCAUGGAAUCGUGAGCGACGUAAGUAACGAAUCAUUAGUCUGUCAUGUUGACGAUGAAGAUGAAGAUGAAGUUGAAGAUGAAGAUGACGUGUGGGACAAGUUAGAAGGAUUUGUGGAUGUGAAGGAAGAGGAGGAAUCUAGUGAGGUCGAGACCGUUUCACCAGAAUGUGAUUGGGUUUACGUUACGAGGGAUUAGGUCUCAUAUUUUUAUGUGAUCUUAAUUUGAGUGUUCAUACUUUAUAGCGGUUAUGAUGAUACUUUUUUUUUGGGUUAGAAAUUAGAUUGAUUUAGAAUUUGGAGUGUUUGAUUCGCUUUCCACACUGCCUAUGUCACUCUAUCAACUCAAAUACUUUUUUGUUUUAAUCAUUCUUACUUGUCCUUUCCUGAGUUGAUUUUUCUUAAACAAAAAGUUUGAAUUGUUGAAUUAUA
Messenger RNA from Thlaspi arvense, 1381 nucleotides. NCBI's taxonomy places the organism in Eukaryota, Viridiplantae, Streptophyta, Magnoliopsida, Brassicales, Brassicaceae. The record is from the annotation of a GenBank genome assembly.